This is a messenger RNA of Naegleria gruberi, 1272 nucleotides long. RefSeq lists its product as uncharacterized. The record is from RefSeq and is a predicted model, not a curated record. Bases 1 to 1272 code for a protein of 423 amino acids. Lineage: Eukaryota; Heterolobosea; Eutetramitea; Acrasida; Naegleriidae. The transcript has 2 exons.
AUGUCACAACUCCAUCCCAAUAACGAACAAGCAAGUGACAAGUCCAAAUUGGAGGAGGUGGCCACGACUAACCAUGAUGCUUCUCAAAUUAUUGUUGUCCUACCAGAUAUAAACAAUAACUCUCCCGAAAAAACCAUCACUAGAAAUUUCGAUCAACCAACACUUGUCUCAUUACCACCAAAUCAAAUUAAUUCCAAUACUAAUAAUAAUACUAUUAAUAAUUUGAAUUUGAAUUUGAAUUUGCAACAACAACAACAACAACAGGAAAUGACAGUACAAUUGAACAAUAUUCCGAACAACAGCAGUACCAACAACAAUAACAUUCACAAUGAUGGAAAUAUUGCCUGUUCACCACCCAUUACAACCAAUGAUCAUCCUUUACAACCAAAUAGAGUUGCCUCUCCUUCCACUGUGCCUCAAUCACCACAACAACCACAACAACAACAACAAUUAGCAGGUGUAGUAGUGGCAACAGCAACAGCAACAACAGUUGAGCAACAAGGUGCAGUAGAUCAAAAACAAGAAAAUUCAGGAAAAAAGAAGAAAAAGAAACGAAAGGAAGAUUAUGAUGAUGACGAUACAGAAAAUGAUUUGUUAGAUAAUGAUCUUGAUUUUACACCUGAUGAAUUGGAAUUGUUGAAAAGUCAAGAUCCUCCACCAAUUUCGUUUGAUUUACUUUCUGAAAUUCCACAAAUUCCAGCACAUUUGAGAACACGAUUGACCAUUUUGCAACAACAACAAAUAAUUUAUUCACUUCAUUCAUUGAAUUUGACUGAUAAACAGAGAAAGGAAUUAAUGCUAUUGGGAAAUGUGAUGAAACGAAUUACUCAAGAUGAAUUGAUGAAAUGUUCAAUAUUCGAAUCUGUCAAUGUCUACCUUUUCAUUUUGUGUGUUUCAACUUUGGCAGCUGCUGUCGGUACUUUGGCACUAGCUCUCAUUUACUUUGUAGUUUUAAAAGAUGCAGUUGCUGAAGGAACUUUUUCAAUAGUUUUGAGUGCAAUUUUCACAAUUACACUUGUUGGAUGCAUUCUCCUUUGUAUAGUAUUUAAUAUUAAGAAUAGACCAAAACACAAAUUUAGAAAGUCAACUCUGGCACAUUAUCACGAGGUAUUUGAGGAAGCAAUUUAUGAUAUUGGAAUAAUCAAGAAGUUGAAGAAUUGGAAUCAAAGAGAAGAAAGCUCAGACAAAACUAUCGUUACUAUGACUAUUAUAGAAGUAAGAGAUUGCUGUCCAAGUAUACGAGUGAACAAUUGCUGUGUUAUUUGCAUAUAA